Messenger RNA from Dipodomys spectabilis (banner-tailed kangaroo rat), 2082 nucleotides. It is a transcript of the gene Mpnd, whose product is annotated as MPN domain containing. Gene Ontology annotation, cellular component: BRISC complex; BRCA1-A complex. The record is from RefSeq and is a predicted model, not a curated record. Gene Ontology annotation, biological process: double-strand break repair. The coding region runs from base 483 to 1973 and encodes 496 amino acids. Gene Ontology annotation, molecular function: metallopeptidase activity; polyubiquitin modification-dependent protein binding. Lineage: Eukaryota; Metazoa; Chordata; Mammalia; Rodentia; Heteromyidae. The transcript is spliced from 13 exons.
GGGGACUGACGCGGCGCUUCGGGCGCUUUCCCUCCGGGUCCCUCCCGGGGCUGCUUCUCCACCUGCCGCCCGAGGGUUUCCCCGGGCCUCAGUUUUUCCUCUGUUCCUAACUACGGAGCGCACUGAGUCCUUGUAGAGCUGGAGGCCGUGGUCCUCAGUUUCCCCGCGGGUUCCAGCAGCCCUGACCACCGUCCCCUCCCCACCCCGCACUCGCCAGGAUGCAGCCCCACAGGCCGUGCGGCCACUAGGCAGGUCCGGGGCCUCAGUUUCCUCGGCCAGACGAUCACGGCUCUCUGGCUUCCGUUUCCCCAAAUGAUCCGGGAGGAUUGAUCUUUUGUCCUGACUCGGUCUCCCGCGCGCGGCCUCAGUUUCCCCGCAAGUCCGCCGCAGGGGCCCUCCCCCUUCCCUCCGCCCUCCACCCCGCGGCGGCGGCCCCUGGAGGCGGGGCCGGGUCAGUGCGGGAAGAAAGCGCGGGCGCGGCCAUGGCAGCCCCGGAGCCGCUGUCCCCCGCGGGCGGCGCGGGCGAGGAGGCCCCGGAUGAGGACGAGGACGAGGCGGAGGCCGAGGACCCCGAGCGGCCGGCGGGGGCCGGCGGGGGGCGCGGCGGCGGCGGCGGCGGCGGGGCCGGGCCGGGGGUCUGCGGCGGGCUGGGGGGCGCGCUCACCCGGCGCGCCGUCACGCUGCGGGUGCUGCUCAAAGACGCGCUGCUGGAGCCCGGCGCCGGGGUGCUGUCCAUCUACUAUCUGGGGAAGAAGUUCCUGGGGGACUUGCAGCCGGAUGGGAGGAUCGUGUGGCAAGAAACUGGGCAGGUUUUCAAUUCCCCCAGUGCCUGGGCUACCCACUGCAAGAAGCUGGUCAACCCAGCCAAGAAGUCCGGCUGUGGCUGGGCCUCCGUCAAAUACAAGGGCCAGAAACUGGACAAGUACAAGGCCACCUGGCUCCGACGACAUCAGCUUCACAUGGCGGUAGCUGCCGCGGAUGAGAGCCCCGCCAGCGAAGGGGAGGAGGAGGAGCUGCUGAUGGAAGAUGAGGAUGAGGAGGUGGUGGCGGGGGUCUCAGUGGAGGAUAAGAACCGGAGACCUCAGGGGAAGGGCCUCUCGGAGCCUGCACACCCAGAGGCCAUGCCCCCAGGGAAGCGGGUGGAGAGCAAGCUGCGGGUGCCCGUGCGCUACUGCAUGCUGGGCAGUCGUGACUCUGCCAGGAACCCCCACACCCUGGUGGAAGUAACUUCCUUCGCAGCCAUCAACAAGUUCCAGCCGUUCAACGUGGCCAUUUCCAGCAACGUGCUCUUUCUGCUGGACUUCCACAGCCACCUGACACGGAGUGAGGUUGUGGGCUACCUCGGGGGCCGCUGGGACAUCAACAACCAAAUGCUUACCGUGCUGAGAGCCUUCCCAUGCAGGAGCCAGCUUGGGGACCCUGACACUGCGGCCAGCAUUGAAGAGGAGAUCUACCAGAGCCUGUUCCUGCGGGGGCUGUCGCUGGUGGGCUGGUACCACAGCCACCCGCACAGCCCGGCGCUGCCCACACUGCAGGACAUCGACGCGCAGAUGGAGUACCAGCUGCGGCUGCAGGGCUCCAGCAACGGCUUCCAGCCCUGCCUGGCCCUGCUCUGCUCCCCGUACUAUCCAGGCAACCCGGGCCCCGAGUCUAACAUCUCUCCCUUCUGGGUGAUGCCACCCCCCGAGCAAAGGCCCAGUGACUACGGCAUCCCCAUGGAUGUGGAGAUGGCUUAUGUCCAGGACAGUUUCCUGACCAAUGACAUCCUGCAUGAGAUGAUGCUGCUGGUGGAGUUCUACAAGGGCGCCCCGGACCUCGUGAGCUUCCAGGAGCCCUGGAGCCAGGAGCACAGCUACCUGGACAAGCUCAAGAUCUCCCUGGCCAGCAGGACGCCCAAGGACCAGGGUGUGGGCCACGUGCUGGAGCAGGUCUGCGGUAUCCUCAAGCAGGCCGGCUGCCCCUCGUCCCUGUGACUCAGGCUUGGAUAAUAAAGCACAAGCAGCCGGCAGCCAUGAGCAACGCUUUGGUGUGGGUUGUGCGGGCAGGCCAGCAGCUCCCCACUCCCCUGGCACCCAGUGAACC